AUGGGUGAGGAAGUGAAACAGGAGCCACCCAAAGAAGAGUCGAAGCCAGAGGAAACUCCGGUAGAAGAGAAGAAAGAAGAGCAACCAGAGGAGGAAAAAGAGCCUAAACCACCAUCUCCAUGUGUGUUGUUUGUAGACUUGCAUUGUAUGGGAUGUGCAAAGAAAAUUGAGAAAUAUAUUAUGAAAAUGAGAGGAGUUGAAGGAGUGAUGAUUGAUAUGACUAAAAAUGAAGUAUUGAUAAAGGGAAUAGUGGAGCCUCAAGCAAUCUGCAAUAUUAUAACAAAGAAAACAAAGAGAAUGUCCAAAGUUAUAUCUCCAUUGCCUGAAGCAGAAGGAGAACCUAUACCAGAAGUUGUUACUUCUCAGGUUAGUGAACCAGUUACUGUGGAGCUUAAUGUUAACAUGCACUGUGAGGCCUGUGCUGAGCAGCUCAAAGGGAAGAUACUCAAAAUGAGAGGAGUCCAAAGAGUAGAGACAGAUCUUAGCACAGGGAAGGUUACUGUGACAGGAACCAUGGAUGCAAACAAUUUAGUGGAAUAUGUCUAUAGACGAACCAAAAAGCAAGCCAAAAUAGUUCCACAGCCAGAACCUAAACCAGAACCAGAAAAGAAAGAAGAAGAGAAACCAGCUGAAGCAGAAGAAGCUAAACCAGAAGAAAAGAAAGAAAAGGUUGGUGAAGAAGAUAAUAAGAAUGAAAUUAAAGAAAUAGAAAAUGGAGUUGAUGAUGAAGGUGUCAUGAAGAGGAUGAUGUACUAUAACUAUUACCAACCAUACUAUGUGGUUGAACGAAUGCCACCACCACCUCAACUAUUCAGUGAUGAGAAUCCAAAUGCAUGUUGCAUUUCAUAA
Messenger RNA from Vicia faba (fava bean), 849 nucleotides. The record is from the annotation of a GenBank genome assembly. NCBI's taxonomy places the organism in Eukaryota, Viridiplantae, Streptophyta, Magnoliopsida, Fabales, Fabaceae.